Momordica charantia (bitter melon) is the source of this 1433-nucleotide messenger RNA. RefSeq names its product APO RNA-binding protein (DUF794) (gene APO4). Lineage: Eukaryota; Viridiplantae; Streptophyta; Magnoliopsida; Cucurbitales; Cucurbitaceae. The record is from RefSeq and is a predicted model, not a curated record. Gene Ontology annotation, molecular function: RNA binding.
AGUCUGGUUGAUUGUGGUCACUUGCGCUCGAGCCUUGGCGCCCUCUUUUUCCCCAUCGAUGUCUGGAACUGCAAAACUUGAUUUGGAUCUCACAUUUCUGCAAAUGAAUUGUUUCGAAGCAAGGAAAUUGGUUCAGAACGUUGUGCAGGAAUUCAUGCUACACCGGUGCUAUAGCUCUAAGGUCGACCUUAAGAAACUCCGUCCAAUGAUUUCGAAGAGAAUUGAAAAUCGGGCGAAAUUCUAUCCUAUAAAUGCCAUGAUUCCAGUGGCACAACAAGUUCUUGAAGCUAGGGCAGUACUUAUUCAUGGAGUUUCCACUCUUCUUAAGGCAUUUCCAAUUGUCUCUUGCAAAUUUUGUCCAGAAGUAUAUGUCGGUGAGCAAGGUCAUCUAAUACGGAGUUGUGGCGGUUACAAACGUGGUGCCAAGAAUCGGGUUCAUGAAUGGAUCGGAGGUGAUUUGAAUGAUGUUCUUGUCCCAGUAGAAGCAUUUCACCUCCAUCGCAUGUUCCAAGAUGUUAUUAAACAUGAUGAGAGAUUCAACUUUGAACGUGUUCCAGCAGUUGCCGAGCUAUGCUGGCAAGCUGGAGCCAAUCCAAAUGAUGAAAAUCUGUCUUCAAGCACUGGGAAUUCAGAUGGUGGUGGCUCAGGCAGAGAUGAAUGGUUGUCAAGUCAUGAGCUGAUGCCUUUAGCAAAUGUAACUCUCAAGGCAUGGGAAACGCUUAGAACCGGUGUGCAGAAACUGUUAAUGGUUUAUCCUGCUAAGGUCUGUAAAUACUGCUCAGAAGUUCAUGUUGGGCCAUCAGGACACAAAGCUAGACUUUGUGGGGUUUUUAAAUAUGAGAGUUGGCGAGGCUCCCACUUCUGGGAGAAGGCAAAUGUAGACGAUUUAGUUCCUCCAAAUAUUGUAUGGCAUCGGCGACCACAAGAUCCUCCCAUGCUUGUCGACGAAGGAAGGGAUUAUUAUGGACAUGUACCAGCAGUGGUGGCUCUUUGCACACAGGCCGGCGUCGUUGCACCAUCUAAAUAUCAUUGCAUGAUGAAAAUUCAAGGCUUAUCACCACGAACUCAACAAAAUCUCUGAAAUCUUCUUUUGUUUAUGUUCAUGUGGAGCUUGCCCAGAACACUUCACUCGAUUUCAGUUCAAGACCUUUCAGGUGACCAUGACUAAUUUCCUAUUUAUUUUCUUUGUUCCUACAUUAUCUCUUGGGGUGAUUUUUUAAAUAUAUAGGUAGAGAAACAUCAUACAUGAAAUCAUGCCAACAUGGGAAGGUUAUUGAAAAGUUUUGUAGCUCAUAAAGUUUAAUAAUUUUGAAGUUGAGAUAUCAAUAGUUGAAACCAAGUUCAUAAAGAAUGUCUUGUAGAAUCUGCCUUCAUUCUUUUCAUGAGAAGAACAAGUAAUGGGAGGCACUUUAUAGAAGAACUGUAUCACUGUA